AUGGUUCUUAUCACAGGACUCUGUACCUUUUUGUACCACUUGCCUCAGAUUUACAAAUGGCUUCUGAAGCCGUACUACAUCUCCUCGCUGCUCAUGACCGUCGCCUUCCUGGCGGUCCGCAAGGCUCCCGGUGUGUGCGAGCACCUGGCCACCCAGCGAGAGGACGGCAACUCCUGCGACUUCGACUGGAGAGAGACGGAGAUUCUCAUGUUUCUUUGUGCAAUAGUAAUGAUGAAGAACAGGAGAGCGAUCACACUGGAGCAGCACAUAGGCAACGUGUUCCUGUUCAGUAAAGUGGCCAACGUCAUCCUCUUCUUCAGGCUGGACAUCCGGCUGGGCAUCCUUUACCUCGCGCUGUGUGUCGCAUUCGUCAUGACCUGCAAGCCUCCCAUCUACAUGGGCCCCGAGUACAUCAAGUACUUCAGUGACAAGACCAUAGAUGAGGAGCUGCAGAAGGACAGUCGUAUAACCUGGAUCGUUGAAUUCUACGCCAACUGGGCCUCCGACUGCCAGUCUUUUGCCCCCGUCUUUGCCGACCUUUCGAUCAAGUACAACUGUGCUGGACUCAAGUUUGGGAAAGUGGACAUCGGGCGCUACGCAGAGGUUUCAGAGAGGUACAAGGUUAGUACUUCUCCGCUUGCCAAGCAGCUGCCCACACUGGUGCUUUUCAAAGAAGGGCGGGAACUGAUACGACGUCCGAUGGUGGACAAAAAAGGCAGAGCUGUGUCUUGGACCUUCAGUGAGGAGAACAUCAUCCGAGAGUUUAAUCUCAACGAGCUCUUCCAAAAAUCCAAGAAGUUGAACAAAAACCGUGAUUUGAAAGAAGAAGAGGAGCAGGACGUCAGCAACAAGCUGCACCCUGAAACCAUCGACGUCCAGCCGCCCGCAGAGAGCAAGAAGGACCAGUGAGGAGGGGCUUUCGCAGAGGGGCUGCAGGACCGGCAUGACUGCUCAAGUCCAGAAUACGGUGGGACGGAAAAAAAAGUUUCAACCACUAUGAAGGUGUCAUGUGUUCACCCUCCAAGUCCUCACUGCGGCAAAUAAAUAACCAGAAAGCUGGAGCACACUUGCCUGCUGUGACUGGGUCUGAUGCAGUGUGGUCCGAAUGCAGCGCCGCACAACAUGAGCAAUGCUUUUGGUACAUUUUAUUAAGUUAUGACAAAUGCCUUUUUUGUAAUGCUUGUUUGACUACUUUCAGCAACAUCUCAUCACUGUGUUAAUGCAUUUGCUCUUUGUAUUUUGCAACUCGCCUGUUUACUGGUAUCUGCUGUUUGUUUGUUUUAAACCAAAACAUGAAGUUGAAAUAAAAAAGUGUCCAGUUAUA
Molecule: messenger RNA, 1324 nt
Organism: Pungitius pungitius (ninespine stickleback)
Lineage: Eukaryota; Metazoa; Chordata; Actinopteri; Perciformes; Gasterosteidae
Gene: tmx2a
Product: thioredoxin-related transmembrane protein 2a
Exons: 8
Coding region: 1-909 (302 amino acids)
Biological process (GO): brain development
Cellular component (GO): membrane-bounded organelle
Molecular function (GO): disulfide oxidoreductase activity
Source: RefSeq, a predicted model, not a curated record